UUGAUCUCAAUGCAUUCAUAUCAUUACGGACAACGUAAACUACCGACUGACAGGUGUGAUUCUGUACAGUAGACAAGUUGCAGAAAUGGACAGAACAUAUCCUUCUUCACGUUGUUGAGGGCUGCAACUACUAGACUCGGAAAUUAAUGGAAUAAAGUGAGAGACACGUCGCGUGCCAAAAUGAACGUUUACUCUCACACCUGGAGGAUAUUACAGAUAUUUCUAGCGACGAUCGUCACAGUUUUCACGCAAGAGUCGGACAGUCCGGAGCUAUCAGAGAACACCAAGAAUCCCGGGCAAUUUCCGGUCUUCCUCCCCGUCAACUACCAGGCGGAUGCUGACUACUUCCUGCUAAAGGAGGCCAAUCAGGACAUCAUGAGGAACUCCAGCAUGCAGACACACACGCAGCCCUUCGUCAUCCUCCGAGCCAGCCGCCCGCCCGUCGUGAACGCCAGCCACGGGCCUCUGUCCACAGAGCAGCCCGUGACCCUGGACCUGGUGCGUUCCGUGCAGCUCUUCCGAGCCCCGGGGGUGUUCACCUACAACUGGAAGGUGCAGUCGUUUGUGCUGACCCCCAGGGUCUACUCCUCCGUGCCCAGGGUGCGAGUGUUGUUCUACGUAGCUGGGAGGGACUGGGACAGGGGAGCGGAGGGGCUCCUGGACGAGCUGCCCUGUGUGAUGGUCUACGCUUUCUGGCAGACUCAGGAGGUGAGGGGCUCCUGUGCCAUGGGGGGCCAGAGGGGCACCUGCAUGGCCGAGCUGGAGCCAGCGUCCGGCUGGUUCAACCCUGGGGCGGGCAGCUCCAGCCGGGAGAGACUUGACCCGUCGGAGGGCAACAUAGUGGAGCUCUACUACCAGGCUCGGCCCGGGGCUUCUGGGAAGUGUAGUUCUGGGGACGGUGGCCGCUGGGGAAGUUUUGAGCAGCAGGCCCAGGCGGACUACAUCCCCGUCACCCCCAUGCAGAGGAUUGGGAGUGUGCGCCUCCUGCAGGUGCCUAAGGGUGCUGCGUCCCUGUCCCGCCUUAAACUGGGCAAUGCCAUCGUCAUCCAGACGUCUUCUAAACCAUUGAAGAAGACCGAUAUCGCCACGUUUUACAUCCUCAUGGCCAGCUCUUCCUCUCUGGAGAACUUCACCCUUAGAGCCAUGGUGAAGAAAGGGGUGUCAUUGCGCACGGCGACUCCCAGCAACUCUCUACUGUGGGACAUCACGCUGGACAUGGGGGCGGACGGCACCAUCGCUGUGGUCUGUCAGAGGAAGUCUGACAUACCGGGGAAAAAGCUGGACUCCAGUCUGAUGGAGGUUCUCCAGAUGGACUUUGAGGUGGAGGAGCUGAGCAGCCCGCUGGACAACCAGGUGAUCAGCUGGAGGCUGGAGCUCCCGACCUACGUCCGGGACGCAGGGAAGACGGAGGGGGUCAUGAGGAUCUACACCACCCAGAGGGACUUUGUGGGUCUGGCUCCUCUGGUGAUGGACACAGAGAUCCUGAACACGGCCCUGUUGACGGGCAAGAAGGUGGUGAUGCCAGUGAGGACCGUGGCUGUCGAGGAGGACGGGGCCGUCACCGACGUCUCGGACUUCACCGACUGCAACUCCACCGAUGAAGACAUCUUGAAGGUGUCGGACAGGUGUGACUACGUGUUUGUGAACGGGAAGGAGAUGAAGGGCAAGGUGAGGAUGAAGGUGAACUUCACCUACAGCUACCUGAGCGCCCAGCUGGAGAUGAACGUGUGGAUCCCGCGCCUGCCGCUCCAGAUCGAGGUGUCGGACACGGAGCUCAGCCAGAUCAAGGGCUGGAGGGUGCCCAUUACCACAGCCAAGAGGCUCAGCUGGAACAGUGACGAGGAGGAGGACAGGAAGGGGAGGGGCUGCAUGCUCCAGUUCCAGCAUGCCCUGCUGCGUGUGCUCACACACUUUACAGCGGAGCAGGCCGACCCCCGCGACCCCCAGGCCUACCUGCUGGGCUCGGACUGGCAGGUAGACGUCACCAAGCUGGUGCGCUACUUCCUGAAGGUGGAAGACCCUCGCAUCGCCAGGCUGCAUGCCGGAAGGGUUUUGUCUGGACGGGAUAUCGGGACCACCUCCAUCCAGGUGCUGUCCCCCCUGUCCGACUCCAUCCUGGCCAAGAGGAGCAUCUCUGUGGUGGAUGACAAAGUGACCAUCACAGAGCUGGGUGUGCAGCUGGUCACUGGCCUCUCCCUGUCCCUGCAGCUGAGCACGGGCAGCAACAGGGCCAUCCUCGCCACGGCGACCACACAGGAAGUGCUGCGGAGCCCCAAACAGGAAGCUGUGGUGAGUACCUGGAUCCAGUUCAGUGAUGGCUCCCUCACCCCUUUGGAUAUCUAUGACCCCAGCUCCUUAAAAGUGACGGUAAUGUCCCUGGAUGAGGGGGUGGUCCUGGUGCAGGGGACCCCCCCAGCUGUGGUGGCGGUGGGGGAAGGGCAGGGGGUGCUGGUCAGGGUGGAGCUGGCCAUCUGCGAAGCCUGUCAAAAGUCCAAACGCAAAAGCACCCUGGCCGUGGGCAGCGGCAGCCUCAAGGUCAAGUUCCAGACCGGCAGCCGGCUCUUCGACGGCAACCGCGGCGUUGGCGACAACAGUAGCGUCCCGAGGAACGGAGCUGAAGGCGGUGGAGACGUGGCGGGAGGUGUCUUGGGUGUGGGGGCCAGCGGAGGCGUGGGGAACGCCAGCAAGGACAGCAGCGGCAGCGACUACGGGAGCGACGGCGAGGAGGCGGACGGCGAGCGGAAGCAGCAGCAGCCGCCGCGGUGGGCCGUGCCCAGCAGCUCGGCCUCGGAGCGGGAGGAGAGCGCCGUGCGCAAGGCCAGCACCACCGCCAAGUCCACCGAGCGCGCCGCCGUGGCGGCCGUGCCCGACAGCAUACCCAGCGGAGGCAGCCUGGGAGGGGUGGGCAAGAACCGGGAGCUGAAGGACCCGAGGAGCCCCUUCGAUUCCGGGUACCCCUACGCCCCCGCCGGCCCCUUCAACGAGAGUGACCUUAGCAGCUCUAGGACGGAGGGCUCGGAUACCGCCAUGGUGGAGGAGAUGGGCAUUGUGGGGUUCAGUAGCACGGUGAAACCUCCUGGCAACCUGGUGAACUUUAACAGCUUCCCCGUAGAGGUGGAACUACCUGACCAGGACAUGGGAGGAGAGGACAUGCUCGCCCCCAGGCCCCUCACAGACCUGGAGAUCGGCAUGUACGCCCUGCUGGGGGUCUUCUGCCUGGCCAUCCUGGUCUUCCUGGUCAACUGCAUCUCCUACGUGGUGAAGUUCAGACACAAACAGCCCCCCUCUCACGGCCAGGAGCCCACGGGGCACCGGCACGACUGGGUGUGGCUGGGCACGGACGCCGAGCUGGUGAUGAACGUUCCUGGCAGCCCCCUCCAGCAGGACAACCACAGCACCACCACGGUGAUAGACAUUGGGCCUGAAAAGACGUCCACCCUCCCCAGACGGCCCAGCUGCCUGGCCUCCUCCACGGACUCCCCCCUGGGCUGCAGGCACAAGCCCCUGCGCUCCGAGUCCCUCCAUUCCCCCACCAGCAAGAGGAAGAGGGUCCAGUUCACCACCUUCGCGUCUCCGGACCGCCAGCCCUCGCCCCAUCUCUCCCCCAGAGAGAACGGCCACGGCAUCCACUGGGUGGGGAAGGAGGAGAACAGUCUGGAAGCCCAAGUGCCCAUUACAGAGACUGUGGAGCGUUUAUAAUGAGAACUGUUUCACCUCCAGCGUGGCAGUGUGUAUGUGGCUUUGAUCACCUCAAUGCCUUUGUUCAUCCCUCCGCAAAGACGCAUCAGACAAAGACUCAAAGAGCAUCGCACUAUUCACGGCAGCACACAUCGUCAUCUGUGAUUACCCAUCGAUCCUGUCUUCACGUUGCUUUUUCUGUCAAGGCCUUUUUACGUGUAAAUACAUUUCAAAUACUGCGAGAGACUGUGAGAAAUUGUUGGAUCUUGAGAGAACGUUCGUAGACAAUGCAUCACCUAGCCCAGGCUUCAUAAGGUUGACUCAGGCCAGUACUGAUCGUGUUUUUAUAAAAAAUCUCACACAGGAAAUGGUGUUGUUGCAUGUGAAAAAUCAGACUUUUUGCACCCCUUGAAACGUGUCCCCUCACACAAAAACAAACACGCUUUGCUCUAUAAGCAAAAGAUCACAAUGAUUUGUGUUUUCUUCUCUCCCCCCUCCCCCCCCCCCGCUCCACAAAAGCCCAAACAAGAGCAACCUUUUAGGGAGCUUGUCUAUAUGCAAUGUGUAUG
Hypomesus transpacificus is the source of this 4247-nucleotide messenger RNA. RefSeq names its product transmembrane protein 132C. NCBI's taxonomy places the organism in Eukaryota, Metazoa, Chordata, Actinopteri, Osmeriformes, Osmeridae. The record is from RefSeq and is a predicted model, not a curated record.